Prorocentrum cordatum is the source of this 2250-nucleotide messenger RNA. NCBI's taxonomy places the organism in Eukaryota, Dinophyceae, Prorocentrales, Prorocentraceae. The record is from the annotation of a GenBank genome assembly.
CCGUCUUGGCUCAGGCUUUUUUUCUUGCCUCUCUCUCUCUCUCUGCCGUGGGCGCGGCGGCGGCCCCCGCAUGAUGUGCCUGCCCGGCCUGCGCCGGCUCCGCGCCGGCGCCCCCGACGGCGGCCCCCCGGGGCGGGCCGUGCCCGAGGCGCCAGAGCCCGGCCGCCGGGACCCCCGCCUGCUCCGCCGCGCCGCGGAGCGGCGCUUCCAGGACGACGCCAGCAAGCGGAGCCUGAAGGAUUCCUGCUAGCCUACAUCGGGGUGCAGGUGCUGUACCUCGGGUUCUACCUGGCGGCCGCCCAGGGCAGCACCCUCAACUACGUGCCGCUGCUCGCCGACUCGGUGAUGCUGACGCUGCACUGCGGCGUGGCGCUGGUCAAGGUGAGCCAGGGGGGCGUGGAGUCCUGGCUGUACAGGUGGUCGUUGGCCUUCGCCCUGCUUGCCGACGCCGUGCUGUUCGCCAUCGCGGACCCUGUCGUGGAGGUCGAGGUCGAGGCUCACCUGGGCACGGGCCGCUUCUUCGAGCAAUUCGGCGGGCUACCCGCCAUGAAGUCGACCUCGCUACCGCACCCGUACAAGUCGAACAUCGUCUUCCAGUUCCAUUGCCUCUACAUGAGUCUGAUGGUGAUGCCCUUCAGGUGGGCGGCGAAAGUGAUGCCAGCGUGCAUGAUCGUGUACUCGACGGUUGUCGUCAUCUGUUUCCGGUCUCGCUACGACUCCUACGAGGCGAAGGGCAUCAACCCCACGCAGGACACGGAGGAUAUGUACAUAGAGACAGUCUUGAUGUGGGGGACCAUGCUGCUCGGCCUGUUCGCCAAGAGGACCCUGGAGCAGGCCCAGCGACCCCUCUGCCUGGCACUGGAGUCCGGGAAGGACGAGAUUAUCCGAGAGAAGGUCAAGCGCUGCACCGCCGAGUACGAGGCCUCCGGCCUCAUGGACAAGAUGAACAGCGAGGCUCCCCGCGCCGCCGACGCAUGCUCGGUCGUUGGGCGAUCGCCUCGCGUGCCCGCGUCGAUCCACAGCGCCCCGGCCGGGGUGCAGAAGAGGUUGUCGCGCAAGAGGCGUGGCGGCGACCAGGACAUCUGCGACUCUGGGGACUGCCUCCCCUCCAGCGCCUCCGUCUGGAUCGAGAACGAGGCGCUACCGCAGCGUCUGAGCACCGUGAGGCCGGGCCAGCGCGUGCUGUGCUACGACAACCUUCAGAGGGGGAUGAAGUACACGGACGUCCUGGACGUGAGCCUGGCGCCAGGUUCCGAGUGCACCGAUUGGAUGACAGUGGUCCUGAAAGACGGCACGAAGCUGGAGAUGACCCCCAACCACCCCGUGGAGUGCUUCUCCACCUCAGACCACGGCCGCACGCCUGGCAGGUACAUCCCUGCCAGCGAGGUGCAGGCAGAGGCAGACAGCAUCAUGGUGCUCAAGACCGUCCUGGUUCCCGUCAGCAGCGUGCACCAUACCACACUGGACACCGCCGCCGGCACCUGCACCUCAAGUGCGCGCGAGUGGGUCAACCUCAGCAUACAGCACCCAGAUCGUCACACCGUCUUCGUCUCGCGUAGCUGCGAGGCGGCGCAGGGCGCUAUGGCUGUCGGGACGCUCGACUUCCCCCAUGGAGGCCACCGCGCGUUCGUGAAGCGCUCGUUCGUCGUUGUGGAGGAGGUUGCCGGCACCAGCAGCGAGCAGAUCAGCAUCCGGCGCACGGUCUCCGCACCAGACCUCGAGCUGGCUCAGGACCAGGACCUGGAGGCGGGCUUCCUGGAUGCCCCCCCCAAGAGCUCGGAGGUCGGAGGCGGCACCUGGCACGCCCCUCUUGGGGGCGUGGACAAGCUCCUGCACGCGCUCGUCGCAGGGGCCAGCAAGCUGUUCCCAGCGGAGCCCCUGGCGCAGGGGGCGGGCCAGGCCGCCGCGGCCGUCGCGCGCGGCAGCUGGCCCUCCGCAGCCGAGGGCGGCCCCACGUCUGCGGGCGGCGCCCCGCGCGGCGGAGGGGAUCCCAUGGGGCCCGCGCACGAGGGGAAGCACGCGGGCGGGCUGCGGCGGGACAGGCAGCGGAGAAGAAGCAGCACCGGCACGAGCCGCCGGCCGUGCACGGAGGCGGGUGAGAGGAGAGUCGGGGCCGCGGCGCGCCGCGCCCCAGAGGAUGCGGACCUGAUCUCCGAUCAGGGCCACGUCGAGGAUCGAGGAUCACCAGAGUUGAUGUGGAACCUCCAGGCCCGGGUGGGUAAUUCGGCAAAGCAGCACCCCAGCAGCUAG